AUGGUUCUCAAAAGACUCUUUACCGCCGUAGUUGCGGUUUUCUCACUUUUGCAUUUUGCAGCUGCUCUGGAUCUUUUAUCUAGGACAAACCUUGUUGUUUACUAUGGUCAAGCACCCGACCAACCGCGCUUACGUGAUAUCUGUUUGAAUGACAGAUUUACGAAUGUCAUUAUUUUGGCAUUCGUCAAUGUCUUCCCGGAACAAGGCAAAGGAGGCUACCCAGGAACCAAUUUUGGGAAUCAGUGCUCUGCCCAAGUGUUCAAGAAUGAGGAAGGUGUCGACACAGAACUGUUAAGCGGUUGUCAAAAUCUUAUAGAAGACAUUCCAGUAUGCCAGAGUGAGGGAGUAAGGGUCAUGCUUUCAUUAGGAGGAGGUUUGGGGUCCUAUGCAGUUACAAACAAGCGAGCAGCAGAGAAAUUUGCCGAUUUCCUUUGGGGUGCUUUUGGUCCCAAAACGCCAGCAUGGGCCAACAAACCCCGCCCCUUUGGUGAUGUUAUUAUUGAUGGAUUUGAUUUUGAUAUCGAGCACAACAGAUUUUUCGCGUCAACCCUGGUACGAAAGUGUUGUUUGGCCUCCCAGGGGCUCCCGACGCCGCACAAGCUGGCUAUUACCUCAAUGAACGCGAAGUGGGAGAGCUUUUCGACGAGUUCAUGGUAA
Messenger RNA from Paracoccidioides brasiliensis Pb18, 657 nucleotides. RefSeq lists its product as uncharacterized. Gene Ontology annotation, molecular function: chitinase activity. Gene Ontology annotation, cellular component: extracellular region. The record is from RefSeq and is a predicted model, not a curated record. Gene Ontology annotation, biological process: carbohydrate metabolic process. The transcript is spliced from 3 exons. Bases 1 to 657 code for a protein of 218 amino acids.